GCCCCGCUCCCUGGCCCUGCCCGUGGGAAAAGGGAUACCUGCCCUGCGUUUGGGGCUGUCAGGAUCAGUCCUACCCCUUCAGAGGGGUCUGAUCCAAUGGGCUCUGCACUCACUUCUGUACUUGCCUGCUUCCAGGCUGAUUUUGCCCCUCUCCAGCCCCCUGGAGCAGCUCCUGCAGGAUGCAUAGUAGCAAGACCCUCUCUGGAGCUGAGUCAGGGCAGCAGGACCCUUCUGGUGCUGGUUUAAGGGCUGGGGGCUUGUUUCUCAAAGCUCAGUGUUUGGAGAUGGACAUGUGAUAGGAAGGGGCAAAAGGAGCUGAGCAUGGAGGGAGCCCAGAGCCCUGCACCUGGUGUGAUUGGCCCCUUGGUGAGUCCCAUCCCCUGGCCGGGGUCUCCCCCUGCCCUUCGAUACAAGCUGGUCACCCCUGAGAGAAGAGGUGAGUAUGGAGGGCAGUGGCUCAUCCUCCCGACGGAGGGGAGGUACCUGCUGUUGGCUGCAGUGGGACAUAGUGACAUCGGCUGCUAUGGGCAGGGGUCAUGUAUCUUGCCAGGUGAUGGCAAGAAGCCACCAACAUAAAGGAGAGACACAGCAGGUCUCUACAAGGCUGAGAGGGUGUUUGGGGCUGGGGGUUCUGAGGGCAGCUGUCCUGCUGGAGGAAGCGCAGACCUGCGGGACAUGUAGUGUCUCAGGUCCGUGGAGCAGGUGCCUGUGCUGGUGGGAAAAGGAGAGGUGAGGAGGAGAGUCUCAGCCCUGUAAGGGUUUCACAUCCCCUUUCUCCCCAGCCUGGGUUGUACUGGAGGCUGGGGGGCUGCUGCCCGGUGUUAGUUGCUGCUCUGUCCCUAGGGUGCAUAAGGGGCACAGACUCAGCUCCAACUGAGCAGGACAACCCCAAACCAUGUUGCCCUGGGCAGACAGUGUUGAAGAUGAGUUUGAGCUCUCCACCGUCUGCCACCGCCCUGAGGGGCUGGAGCAGCUCCAGGAACAGACCAAGUUCACCCGCAAAGAGCUACAGGUCCUGUACCGAGGCUUCAAAAAUGAAUGCCCCAGUGGCAUUGUCAAUGAAGAAAACUUCAAGCAGAUCUAUUCACAGUUCUUCCCACAGGGAGACUCCAGCACGUAUGCCACCUUCCUCUUCAAUGCCUUUGACACUGACCAUGAUGGCUCCGUCAGCUUCGAGGACUUUGUGUCUGGGCUGUCCAUCAUCCUGCGGGGCACCAUUGAUGAUCGCUUGAACUGGGCCUUCAACCUCUAUGACCUGAACAAAGAUGGCUGCAUCACCAAAGAGGAGAUGCUAGACAUCAUGAAGUCCAUCUAUGAUAUGAUGGGAAAGUACACCUAUCCAGCCAUGCGGGAGGAAGCACCCCGGGAGCACGUGGAAAACUUUUUCCAGAAAAUGGACCGCAAUAAGGAUGGUGUAGUGACAAUUGAGGAGUUCCUGGAGUCCUGCCAGAAGGAUGAGAACAUCAUGCGGUCCAUGCAGCUCUUUGACAAUGUGAUUUAGCUCCCAGACCUGCCUCCAGCCGAGCUCUCCUGCCACUGGGACCAGAACCUGCUUCUCUCUUGACUCUUCCUUUGAGCCUCCUCUCUGCCAGCUGUAGACACCCCUGUGGGAAAGGGGCCUCCCUUCACAGAGACACAGUCAGGGCCGAGAUCUUCCAUUCCACCUGAGCUGGCUCCAUUUUCCUUGGGGGAUCCCAAGCAGGUGUUCCCAGACAUCAGAUCAUGGGCACGGCUGGCAUGGGGUGAGAAUUUGGCCUGGAUGGACCUUCCUGCACCCAUUCCCAGCAGGGAAGCCCACAGCCUUGGGCUGUAAUAGAGGCUUCCCCAUGCACAGCACCCCGUGCAGCCACGGCUCCCCCACUCUAGACCCUCUCCCCAGUUCCAGGUGUCCCCUAGCAUCAGCUCCAGCCCAAACCCUCCAGCGAUGCUAUCUAGAAACCAACAGAGUCUUGCAGUGGGUGCCAGUGCCUCGGCCUCCUCCCCUGCCCUGGCCAUGCCCUGCUGCCAGGAGUGUCUAGCAUGUCAGCCGUAAGCCACUGGCGACCCUUCUUGCCCAGCCCCUGAGCUGGUGGGUGGGCAUCAUAGGGAUCAUGCCUGGAGAGGACAGAUGCAUGGGCACUUGGGGUUCAUCAGUACAUGAGCCUUAGGCAGUAGUCCCUGAUCCUGGGGUGCCCAGUCAGACCUAAAAGGCUCAUUCUGACAUGGGGAGAAGGGAGACUAAAGGGACCAUGAGGUGCCUUCUUGUGGCACUGGUCUCCAAUGAUAGAUGAUGCAGGGCUGGAAGAGCUGCAGCUUCAGCCCUCAUCCCUUGAGUUUGGGCUACCAGCAUACAAGGGACCUCAGGAACCUAUUUGGAGGCUCCAGUGAGGCUCCCACUCCUCCCUGAGGACACGGCAGCCAGGAUAUGGGGACAUAUGAAGGAGGGAGGUGUGCUGAGCUCUGCCCUUGGGCCUUACAGCAAACUCCCAGCAGUUUCCUGCUGACUGUCCCCUAUUCCCAUGCCGAAACCCACCCCAGCCCAUCUAGGCAAGGUGGGGAGAAAUGGGGCAGAGAGGCAACCCCACAGGCAUAGUCCUGUGCCGGCACAUGCAUGAACUGGCAACUCCUCAGAGAGAAAGUUGAGGCUGGGGCUGGCCAGGAGUUGUUGCUGUGCUGCUGAUGGGCUGGAGGGUCGCCUUGGGGUGAGGCUGGCUCAGGCCCUUCUCCUGGCAUGGCCAUGUGAGACCCUACUUGGGACCCCAGCAAUGGACCCAGCAUCCUGGGGCUCCCCACGUCUUUGUCACCACCAGCUCCUUGGAGCUGGGUGUGUGCAGGCAGGCCUAUCCUGUCCACAUACUCCUCUGAGUUGUAGCUGGGACACUGAUGCUUAUGGGCUAAUGACCCCAUGCCAGUGCCAGAGACCCCUCUGUGCAAUCCCACAAGUACUGGGAAUGUACCCAGACCCAGCGGACUCCAGCUCUGCUGCUCCAGACUCCACGUCCUCAGCAGCCAAGGGCAAUUUGGACCAUCCUGAGCUGCAGUGUCUGAGGUCAAUGGGGAAGGUAUGAGCAAGGCUAGUACCCAUGCUGGUCUGGGGCCCAGACCCAGGCUAAGCCCGUGGUGUGGGAGCCGUUAGAGUGGCCCCCCAGGGCUCUGAGCCAAAGCUAUAAGGCUGCUCUCCAGCAGAACCAUCCCUGGCCCAGCCCUUGCAGAAAUGUGUUUUUUAGGUUCAUUCAACACAUUGUUCAUCUCACAGUCCUGUUCCUGGGUUUGCCGUGGGGCUGAGCUCCCACUUGCAGUCUCCUAAGGGUGGGAGGACAGGUAUCCUAACUCUUAUCCCUCCUGUCUCCUCCUCCAAGUCCUUCCUCCUCCCAGGCCUUCUGGGGUACCCACCGUCCCCUGCCCCGUGGAGCAGAUGCCGCCUCCUCCCUCACACUGCAGGUCGCAUGGCGUGACCCCCCACCCCAGGGCAUGGCGACCCACAACCCGCUUGGCAUCUCCAGUCUGUAUAUUUUGUAUUAUAACAAUAUUAUGGGUUAAAAAAUAAACCAAAAAGCCCCAAAUAAAAUCUAACCACGAUCGCUAUGCA
This is a messenger RNA of Pogoniulus pusillus (Red-fronted tinkerbird), 3568 nucleotides long. It is a transcript of the gene KCNIP2, whose product is annotated as potassium voltage-gated channel interacting protein 2. The transcript has 8 exons. Gene Ontology annotation, molecular function: potassium channel regulator activity; calcium ion binding. Gene Ontology annotation, biological process: regulation of potassium ion transmembrane transport. The record is from RefSeq and is a predicted model, not a curated record. Gene Ontology annotation, cellular component: voltage-gated potassium channel complex. Bases 896 to 1501 code for a protein of 201 amino acids. Lineage: Eukaryota; Metazoa; Chordata; Aves; Piciformes; Lybiidae.